Messenger RNA from Helobdella robusta, 756 nucleotides. RefSeq lists its product as hypothetical. Lineage: Eukaryota; Metazoa; Annelida; Clitellata; Rhynchobdellida; Glossiphoniidae. Gene Ontology annotation, molecular function: RNA polymerase II transcription regulatory region sequence-specific DNA binding; DNA-binding transcription factor activity, RNA polymerase II-specific. The record is from RefSeq and is a predicted model, not a curated record. Bases 1 to 756 code for a protein of 251 amino acids. The transcript is spliced from 2 exons. Gene Ontology annotation, biological process: regulation of transcription by RNA polymerase II; embryonic morphogenesis. Gene Ontology annotation, cellular component: nucleus.
AUGUACUACAUUUUUGGUGUACUUAGUAAUAUAGAACUGUUCUCUGCACAUUUACUGUAUUGUACUGCAUGCCUCAGUAGCCCUCCACGGCUCAGUCCCCACAAAUGUCUCCUGCGCAAACACAAGACCAACCGGAAACCACGGACGCCCUUCACGACCCAGCAACUUUUGGCCCUGGAGAGAAAAUUCCGCGAAAGGCAGUACCUCUCCAUAGCCGAGCGCGCCGAAUUUUCGUCAUCACUGAACCUCACAGAGACCCAAGUUAAGAUCUGGUUUCAAAACCGACGGGCCAAAUCGAAACGACUGCAAGAGGCCGAGUUAGAAAAAAUAAAAAUGGCCGCCAGACCGAUGCUGGGUGUUCCGUUCUCCCUCUACGGUCUAACGGUUGGGGCGUUUCCACCCCCUCCACCCCAGCUGACGGCAACUUCACCACCGUCGCAUCCUCAUCAUCCGUCGUUUCAUUCCAACAGCAACAACAACAUUAUUCUCAACAACAACAGCAACAACAAUAAUAACAACAUUAACAAUAACAACAUAAAUAUUAAUAAUAGCAACAACAACAACAGUAAUAAUAAUAAUUUAAGUAGUAAUAACAACAACAACAAUAAUAAUAACAAUAAUCUCAGUAUAAGCAGCAAUAAUGGGAUGCACAUGCUGGCAGUUGGUAGCGCGCUCCCAUUCCACCCCUCCCACCACCACCACCAGGGAUUCCAGGGGCUUCCGACACUCAACGGGACUGCUGUGUUUCACCGUUGA